Messenger RNA from Anopheles funestus (African malaria mosquito), 8712 nucleotides. RefSeq lists its product as uncharacterized. Bases 1508 to 7414 code for a protein of 1968 amino acids. NCBI's taxonomy places the organism in Eukaryota, Metazoa, Arthropoda, Insecta, Diptera, Culicidae. The record is from RefSeq and is a predicted model, not a curated record. Gene Ontology annotation, biological process: positive regulation of Rho protein signal transduction. The transcript is spliced from 10 exons. Gene Ontology annotation, molecular function: guanyl-nucleotide exchange factor activity.
UCAUCAUCUCUACAGAAUCACCCUGUUGCAUGGCUCCCCAUUGCGUUAGUUGCACUCGUGCGCUUCGAAGGCUCGUGUUUUUUGCAUUUCCCUCAAUCACUCUCUCUCUCUCGCUCGCUAACCACAUCUCACAAACGAGCCCACGAGAGCCCACGAUCGGAGACUGCAGGCGAGCGAGUUGAUCGCGAGCAGACGCCACGAACCCCACAACACUUUUCGAGCAUUUUUCGCGCUACGCUCGCUGCGCUGAGUUCGGCAGUUUGGACACAACCCGAAUGCGCCACAUUCGAAAGAUGGCCGUCGGUCUGAUCGGUACGCGUCGUUAAAGUGUGUUGCGCAUCUAGCGUGCAGGCUUUCUCGCUGUUGUGUGUUUUUAACUAAGGUUGAAGAAAAAUUGUUGUAAGUGUGUGUAUUUUUCUGUGCGAUAAAAAGUGCUGAAAUUUUUUGGCUGUAAAACGGAAAACACAAGCGGCUGAGAGGGAAAAAAGUGAAAUACGAAAAAUCGACGAUCCGUUAUUCUUCAUUUUGUUUUAUUACGAAUUCGAUGCGUUUUGACGAGUGUGUGUAUGUGUGUGUGCUUAUAGUUGUAUUGCGUGCAUGUAUGUGCUUUGUGUGUGCGCUUUGUGUUUUAUGAUCGUAAGCUAAAACAAAAGUGUGAAGGUAGAGGAGAAAAAAAGGAGUAAAAUUAAUCAACAGUACAGUGGUGUUAGUAGCAAAUAGUGCAUCGAUUUUCACCAUCGAAAGUAAGCGCAGAGCGAAGAGUGAUAACACUGGCCGUGUGUACUGUGUUGAUUGUGUGGUGGGCAAUAAAAUUGAGCAAAUAGUAAAAUAGUAAAUUUUACUUACGAGAAGCAAUCAACCCGAAAGAAGGAAAGUGAAUGGAGCCAGUCAGCUUGUGCUGGUGAUGUUUUCCCUUUGAAGGUAUGGAAAACAUGGUAAAUUAAUUUCAACUUUUCCCUACGUGUGCAGUUUUUUGUGACGUGCAUUGGUGUUUAGUUUUCCAAUAAAUAAAAAAAGAGUUAAAAUAAACAUAAUAAAAGAAUUUAGAAAAAAAAUGUUCUUCAUUAGCAUGGUGCAUAAAGUGCCUGUAAACACGUCUACGGAGUAGAUGCUUCCAUCGCAAACUCUUUUGGACGUUGUGUGACGUGCAGCGUCUGGAAACCGUUUUUAUCACGCUCCUCACACUACCAAAACACGCUAACUUAAGAACCGGUCUUUGUUGGUGAGGUAGCUUCGGUGGUUCACCAGUAAACUGCUAUGUGCUGACCGGAAGUGUCAUCGAACAGAAGUGCUUCGAGAGCAGCAUCGUCCAGACAAUCGUUCCCGUUGAAUUUGUCCAUUAGACGUUUUGAAAGCGUUAAAUUAAAAGAUUAAAACGCCUAGAAAAGAGGAAAAGCUAAAACAAAACAAAGCUUGAAGUGUCAACGCUGCAGCAACGGAACUGCUACCGUUUCGUUCCAAAGAUACGCCACCUUCAGCAGUCAUAGAGAAAGAAUGAUUCCAUCAGAUGGCGAAAGUUAGCCAUCUACCAAUGAGGCGCUAUCCUACCGAUCAGCCAGCAGCCGUCAAUGUAGAUCCAAUCAACUUCUAUCCGCCGGCCAAUGCUACACACCAUCGGGUUCCCAAGCCCACCGACAAAAGCAAAAAAACAUGGGGCCAACGACUGAAGCUUAGCAAAGCAUCGCCCAUAACCGAAGACAAGCAGAACGGUGCACUGAACGGAACCGCAAGCGGUGGUUCUGCCCUGGUACCAUUCGGUACCCGUGGCUAUGACCCAUCGUUGGACUUUAACGGCAACGGUCCGGCAUCGCUGUCCUCGGUAACGCACUCGAACGGUACGAACAAUUCCACACACUCCAAUGUGCAUCAGCUGGCCACGAUGAAGUACGCUGAAACAUGGGUGUAUGGGACGAUGCGUGGCAUGCCACCACCGUUGGCAAUGUCACCCCAUCAUCCUCAUCAUCCCCAUCUGCCAGCAAUGUACUGUCCACCGCCUCCACCACCGGAAGUGGCCGUACUGAUCUGUUGCUGCCCGGAGUACCUAACCGGGACAAAGCGAGAAAUUAAAAAGGCGAGCGUAUGCAAAAAGUGCAAAGGAUCUCGGCUACCACUAGCACCGAUCGGUGGUACGAUGCGUCUAACAUCCGGUGCCACUUAUCUUGCACCACCGCCAAUCCGAACGAGUGCUGGAACAGUUAAGUUAGCCUCGACCUAUGGUAAAAAGGCACGUCCAACGAUACUCGGCAAUGGGAACCCAGAUCCGUACGACUUUAUGCGCCGGUCAAGGUUAACCCAACCGACCGAGACCGGGACCAAUGGUGGAGGUGGUUCAAAGUCCGUGAAAAGUAGUCUAAAGGAAAAGCUAAGAGGUCGUACAAAAAGUACAAGUCCUUCACGAGGUCGCAGUGGGAGCACUUCGGGAGGAAAACGAGGAUCUGCGGCAAGAUCUCCGUCACCGUCACUGAGCAAGAAUGGUUCGCGCGUUGGUGGUCGCAAUAACGGUAAAAUGGAGUCAUUCCAGGACUGUUGGGUUGGAGAACCGGAACGGGAUGCAGAACUGCUGGAGGAUGGACCUCCAGCAUCCAACAACGCUCAGAAUCGCAAAUCGAUCCUCCGGUGUGACGUGAAUCCGUACGAUCUGAUCUCCUUGAGUGGUAUCGGGGGAGGUUCAGGCGGUGGCAUGCUGAGUGAAUUCUCACCCGACGGUGACGAGUUUGAUCUUCAUUCGCAAAAGUACGAAAACAUCCUUGACACGCUGUAUGCCAAUCGGUACAAUCCGCCAGCGAACAGUAUCGCGGCAAUCAAUGGCCAAAGAAUUAAGCUGUUCGAUGAUUCGGGCACCAGUGUGUCCGGUGCGCCCGUGUACGACGAUGUCGACGAGUUUGUGUACGAUCCGGUCGAGAUACCUGCCGCAGAGAUGGAAGCUAACGGCACCGAACAGACCCCAUCCGGUACACCGGAACGGCCACCACGAUCGAAAAAGCAGGAGGUAACCAAAGAAGACGACAGUCGAUCCCUCCCGUCGUCACCGAUCUCAACCGAUCCGGCAGUGGCGCAAAGUGCAAUCAAGUCUAUUCUCAAACGACCGUCCUCAAUGCCAGCGGGUACACCGUCGGUGACAGUGGAGAAGGACACGAGUGCACCGGGGUAUGAUACGAUUCGGCUCAAUCACACGCUGGUGCAACGCCUUGCGAAGCUCACCACCAAUGGUAGCGUAAUGGAAGAGGGUACCACCUUCGGCAAGAAUGGUACCAUAAGUGCUAGGAAUCUUACGGACAAGAGGAACUCGGGUUCACAGUUUUAUCUCCCAACACCGUUUCCCGUGGUGGCGAUAUCUACGGUCAGUUGCGACAGUUCACCAGACUCUGCACAGUCGACCACAUCGGCUGGUGGACGCAAGAAGGUUCAUUUCCUGGUUGAGAACGAAAUCAUUCACGAUGAUGAUCGACUGUUUGCACAGAUGCUGUUCACCGAGGUAUCUCCAACGGUGGAAUCUCCCGUGGAAACCAUGAAUGGAGUUGCAAAGGAGGAGAAGCGAACUGAAUUACAUGCUUCAUCCACCAAUGGUACCGAGUUGCUGAGUACUGGUAAAAAGGAUUCAAUUUCACCUAAUGGAGCAUCUACGCAGGUGGAGGUUGAAGAACCUGCCAAAGUGAUUCUACUAUCAGCACCAGUACUGAAGGCGACGAAGGCAUCAAACGGCACUAAUGAGGAACGUACCGAGAAACCGAGCGCGGUCGCUACCGUGUUUCAACGACGAUCCGGUCCAGUUCGGCGAAGCUUUAGUGACAGAUCAUCACCCACCAAGACGAAUGGGUACGAUGGGCGUGAAUCGAACGGUACCGGUGCUAGAGAUGAUCAGUUCAACGAUACGAUGGCAUUGCGUGUGCGAACAUUGCGAACUGAUUCUCGUACCGCUUUUGAAGAUGAAACUGCUUCCUCAACGUCAUCAUCUUCCUCGUCGGAAUCUUCGAUCGGUUCCGUAGCCUCACUGCUGAUGGCAGUUGGGCAGGGUGGUAAAACACGACCCAAACUGCCACCACCGCCUCCACCGCCACUAUCCAACGGUGGCCGGAAAACACCCACAUCACCUGCUAGUGUUUCACCUUCACUCGCAAACGGCACACACACUCACAACGCAGGCAACAGCAGCAACGUGUACGAGGAUUUUUGCUUCGGCCUGAUGGCGGGCGUCAGGCGUUCGAGUAGUGAUCGAAGCAGUUCCACCUCGACCUCUUCCCGUACGGUGGUACAGGUGCUGGCCAGCUCGUCAUCAUCCUCCUCACCGAUUUCUUCAAGCGCAGCCAUCCAUCGGCUCGAGAUCCGCCAUGAACCGGAACCGGAGGAGGAACACUACCAGAAGAAAACCUCCAUCAUGAUAACGGGUGACGAUUGCUACUCGACUGUGAACGUGGAUGGCGCUAGUGAUACACCGAUCUAUCAGUCGUCGGUGGUAGUAAACGAUGGAACCGUGUUGUCCUCACCGGCGAAUGAGAUACGUCAGACGGCAUCCAAUACGAUAACGAUUGCUGUGAGUUCACCGACGUCUACGUUGGACAGUCGAGCUAGUAAAUCGUCAAGUCGCUCGGAAUCGUUUAAAGUAGCCAGCUCUUCAAAGGAGGAUGAUAUGGUGGGGAAGAACAAAGAGCAGAACAGUGAACAGCUUACGAAUGGAACGGUAGUUUCGAUGGGCAGAGGUGAAGAAGUCCCGACCGUUACUACCGGAACGUCCAUCAUUCCAAUCGGGGGAAGUAGCGUCACUGGCAGCAAUGGUCGUACAUUGAUCAAUCUGGAUUUUAGUGAACAGAGCCGAACGACGGUUCCCUUAACUCCAGAUAGCAAUCCUUCCACACCGUCCAUCACGAUGCUUGAAAAUGUCGCACUGAUCGCACAAGUUCCUAGUGAAAGCAAUGACUCCAAAGAUCCACCGAAAGUACGCGAAGAUAUAGAUCACGAUGAACAACAGCAGCAGCAGCAGCAGAUGGUAGUCAAACAAUGCUUGGUGGAGCUCACACCGACACCGGUUGUACUUCGGCGUUCGAUUAAGCCGAGUUCGGAACCGGCAUCCGGCAGUUUGCAGGCAAAGGUGUGCAGGAAUAGCUUCAUCGCUAAACUGCUGGAGGAUCCCUCCCUCAGCCAGCUGUCCGAAGGGUUGGAUUAUGAUCUGAUCGCAAAGCUGAUCGAAAACUCACUGCUCCGACUGAAGGAAUCACGCAACGGGCUGGACAUGAGCGGUACCAAAGACGAAGACGAUGUGUCAAAGAUGAUCGAACAAUCGCUGCUCAAGAUACAGGAGGAGCGUAGCAAGUUGGCGGCUAGUAACAUCCCAACCGGUACCGUGAAGUUGCCGGAGAUUCAGAAUGGUAGCAAGCGGAGUAGCGUUAGCUCGGGCAAUAGUUACGGUUCGGCUGCUGCCUAUGAGUUGAUGGAGUUCGAUCAGCUGGGUGAUUUGAGUGACUGCUAUCAAAGCUGCAGCAGUGAUCUGACGGUGGAUGAUGACGCGAACUCAUCCCGCAGUAAGUUCUAUCAGAUGCUGGUGGAUGCGACCCUAUCGGAGAUUGAAAUCAACACGACAAACGAUGAUGACGAUCACCAUUAUGAGUCGAUCCGGUUGAAUGGUGAUCCGAUCUAUGAGGAGAUCAACGAUAUACCGCCACCCUUGCCCCUGACAGCACCACCAAUCGAUGAUGUGGAUCUGGAAAAGCAACGUAACGCACGGUCUAUCUUCGAAGGUGCCUCAAAGUAUGACAUCCUUUCGUAUCUGGUGGACGCGAAAGAGCGUGGCAUCGUACAGGAGGAUGGUACGUACGGGUUCCAGUUCGGGAAUGCUGGUGACAUCAUUCUGGAGGAGGAAGAAUCAGAACCCAUCACCGAGCUACGGCACCAUCAGCGCCAGAUAUCAGACAUCAGCAGUCGGCUGAGUCACCUUUCGGGCAUUAGUGAUUCCAGUGAGGAUACGUCCCUGUCAACGUCGGCUAUGCUCAGCAACGGGCGAAGCAGUAAAGCGUCCGCCGAGAUCGAACGCAACGACUCGGGCGUUGGUUCGGAGACGAGCAAAACGUCCCGCAGCCGGUGGCAGAAUCCAGCAUCCGCUUCACUACUCACCAAGAUCACACCGAUCCAUCUGUGCGAAGAUUGUGACGGUCCGGUAGAGACGCAGGUCACCGAGUCGGGCGUCAUGUACGCACCGCUCGUGUGUCGCAAGUGUGGCAAGAAGCGUGCGGAACGGAAAGAGAUCAUCACCGAGAUUGUCGAAACGGAGGAAAAGUACGGACGGGAUCUGCAGAUCAUUCUCGAGGAGUUCUACCAGCCGAUGCUGGUGGCCGGGCUACUGAACCAGGAUCAGCUCUCUGCAAUCUUUUUGAACGUGGAAGAACUGCUGGAGAACAAUCAGUUCUUGGCCGAGAGGAUGCGCGAUGCGCUCGAUAUUGCAAACGAGCAGGGUGACGAUGACCUGCUGACGGUAAACAUCGGCAAGAUCUUCCUGGAAGCGGCCCCGAUGCUGCACGCAUUUGAAAGCUACUGUGUCCGACAGGGCGCGGCCAGCUUGCUGCUAGCAAACCUCGAGAAGGAGAAAGAACUGUUGCGCAUUUUCCUGCGCGUCUCCCAGAUGGAAAAUGCCGUACUACGGCGAAUGAAUCUCAACUCGUUCCUUAUGGUCCCGGUGCAACGUGUCACCAAGUAUCCAUUGCUGUUGGCCCGCCUUUAUAAGGUUACUCCGGGUCAUCUGGAGGGCAAAGAGCUGCUGAAACAGUCCCAGGAAAAGAUUGAACUGCAUCUGAACCACAUGAACCGGGAAGCGAAGGACGUUCCGACGAAGCUGUGGCGUCGUAUCUCGUCCUCCAGUCCGGGUCGUCGGUUAUCCUGUGAGCUGGAUAUGAUUAACAUCAAGCUGCGCAAGAUGGCUGUGGAUGUGCUCGAGUGGAAUCAUGAGGAGGUCCGAUUCGCUAUCGAGGGCCGAUUGCUCUUUACGCAGCCGAACGAUGGCAACUGGAAGAAGAGCCGCACGAUCAAGCUGACUUCGAUCAAUGCCCUUCUGGUGACUAAUGGCAAGCCCACGGCCAGCUACAAGGCGGACCGGGCCCUGUCGGAAACGCUCAGCUUUCCCCGGCACACGGGCAUUCGCGAGGCAUCGCUGCUGCUGGUACGCGAAAAGGGUGGCCGAUAUACGCUGCUACGUGAGCCACUGUUCCUUGACCGGUGCAUCGUCUGCUCCGAGCACGACUGGGAGGACUAUUUCGAGGUGCAGGAGAUCCUCUCGAAGGAGUCCUUCAUAUUCAAGGCUGAGGACGGUACGAAAACGAAACAGUGGUACGCCCAGCUGCAGUACCAUUCGCAGGGUAUGGGCACCUGGCGUAAGCGUCGAAAUGCGCUCGCCAACAUCAUGAUUAAUGGCAUGAUGACACGAACGUAAGAAGCGGAAACGAUGACUCCUUCCCGACUUCCCGGCAACAAACCCGCCUCCCACCCACUAACCCGUGCCAACCCCCCCAACUAGGAUCUGUUUUGUGUGUAGGAUGUAUGUAUGUGUAUGUAAUUGCGCGAUUUGUGUUAUGUAUGUUAGGGCAAGAUAGUGCGACAGCGUGUGAAUGUUUGGUAGCAAGGAAUUUGUACAGACAUUUGGCCAGCAAGCGGCAAAAGAAAAACGUUGCUCACAACGUUCAUUCGAUAAAAAAACCGAAUACGGUGGUAGAUAUGUUUGUUCCACCCCACAACGAGUACACGAAGCUAUUUAUUCGAUUAACGUUUGCAAAACAAAUUCGGUUCUCUUCAAGCAAGCGUCACUUAACUUGUCGCGUACUUGUUUUUUUUUAUUGCUACGUGACAUUUAAAUACAAAAUAAAACGCUUCCUUUAUCUGCUUUCGUUUUCCAUUUAUCUUUCCACGAGCUUAACCUUCUCAGUUGAAAGGAAAGUGAUUUUGGGAAACGUUUCACCAUCCUCUCAAAGCUUGAAUGGUUUUACUUUUAUUGAUAUGAAUAAAGCAAGUUUGUUUGAUGGUUUUUUUUUUGUUUGUUUGUUUUGUUUCAUUUUCCUCGUCUUAUUAAAACAUAAAGUAGAUGAUGAUGCGAUUGUAAAGCGAUUGUAAGUAGCAGAAGCAGAAAAUACACAAAACGCAGUAGAAUAAAUAUUAGGUAAAUGAAACAAGCAAGGCAAAUAUGCAAAAGUAACACAAGCAAGUAGAAAUGAAGGAACUAAGGAAAAGCACAAUGUGAAACAAAAUAUGCAAAUAACUAAUUUAUCUUGCUUAGUGAGAAAAGUAGAAAUGUGGGAAGGGAAAACGUAAAUUGAUCACGUGCUUGUUGAAAGCUUCGCCUGUCGUAGGAUUAAUAAAAAAAAUGAGAAGAUAAACACAAUAAACGGGUCGCGAAAGAAUAAAACAGAUAAUCCCUUUAUCAAGAGAAAAUAAAAACAACACAAACGAACGAUAAACGAAACAAAAACACAUUACAAAAAGAAGAAAGCGAUAAUUUACACUUAACAACACAAACAGAACUCAUAGCAAGCAAUAAUAGAAACUAAUAGAAAAAAAUGUUAUAAAAAAAAACAAAGUAUCGAAAAUGAUAAAUAUGGUGACGAAAACGAAAGCGUUUAGGUCCAGUUUGUUGGCGAGCUAGAGAGUUAGUGUGUAGUCGGUUGUUUGAGACAGAGAAACUAAAAGUUGCGAUAGAAAAACUGCAAAACAAAUAAAUAAAGAAUACUUAAAAAUGGA